GUGGUAGGUGGAGGGAGUUGCUCCGGACGGUAGGUGGAGGGAGUUGCUCCGGGUGGUAGGUGGAGGGAGUUUCUCUGGGCGGUAGGUGGAGGGAGUUGCUCCGGGUGGUAGGUGGAGGGAGUUUCUCUGGGCGGUAGGUGGAGGGAGUUGCUCUGGGCGGUAGGUGAGGGAGUUGCUCCGGGCGGUAGGUGGAGGGAGUUUCUCUGGGCGGUAGGUGGAGGGAGUUUCUCUGGGCGGUAGGUGGAGGGAGUUUCUCUGGGCGGUAGGUGGAGGGAGUUUCUCUGGGCGGUAGGUGGAGGGAGUUGCUCCGGGCGGUAGGUGGAGGGAGUUUCUCUGGGCGGUAGGUGGAGGGAGUUGCUCCGGGCGGUAGGUGGAGGGAGUUGCUCUGGGCGGUAGGUGGAGGGAGUUUCUCUGGGCAGUAGGUGGAGGGAGUUUCUCUGGGCGGUAGGUGAGGGAGUUGCUCCGGGCGGUAGGUGAGGGAGUUGCUCCGGGCGGUAGGUGAGGGAGUUGCUCCGGGCGGUAGGUGGAGGGAGCUGGCAGGACCAUGAAGCAGGGCUGGUUUGUCUGGGCUCUCUGUGGCCUCCUCCGCUUGGCGAGUAGCUCCGGCCCGGAGCCGCUGACCAUUGCGGUGGUCCUGCCCCAGAACAACACGGCCUACCCGUGGGCUUGGCAGCGGGUGGGGCCGGCAGUCCGUCUCGCCAGGGACAACAUCAACAAGGACCCCAGCCUGCUGGCCAGGUACCAGCUGCGCUACGUGUUCGGGAACUGUGAAGAUGGGCACGGCACCUGCUCGGAGUCCAUCGCCCCCUUGGUGGCCGUGGACCUCAAGUUUGCCAACAACCCCGAUGUGUUCGUUGGGCCCGGGUGUGUGUACACGGCGGCACCGGUGGCUCGCUUCACCGGGCACUGGAAGGUGCCCAUGUUGACCGCAGGGGCACCUGCUUACGGCUUCUCCUCCCGGUCCCACAACUACCCGCUGAUGACGAGGACCGGCCCCUCUCACGGCAAGCUGGGGGAGUACGUGGCCCUCAUCCACCAACGCUUCAACUGGACCAAGAGAGCCCUGAUCAUGUACAACGAUGAAAAGACGGAUGACAGACCCUGCUACUUUGCGGUGGAAGGCCUCUAUCAGGAGAUGCCCAAAUUCAAGAACCUGACGGUGGUCGACAUCCCCUUCAAGGAGAGCGGAUCCAUUGACUACACCUUCCUGAUUCAGGAGAUCAGGCAGAAAGGGCGGAUCAUCUACAUCUGCUGCUCCCCCAACACGUUCCGCCAGCUGAUUCUCCACGCCAGGCGGGCGGGCAUGACCGGCGGCCAGUACGCCUUCUUCCACUUGGACGUGUUCGGGGAAAGCCUGCGGGGGGCAGGCGGGCAGGCGCCGCCGUUGCCGUGGAGACGGCAGGACCCGGACGACGAGGACGCCAGGGAGGCCUAUGCGGCGGUGAUGGUUAUAACAUACAGGGAGCCAGACAACCCUGAAUAUAACCAGUUCGUGCAAGAUUUAAAAGAAUAUGCCUUCCGUUAUUUCAAUUUCACCAUCGAGGAUACCCUGAUGAACUAUAUUGCUGGAGCUUUCUAUGACGGAGUCAUGCUGUAUGCCCAUGCGCUGAACGAGACGCUCGCUGCUGGGGGGAGUACCAGGAAUGGGGUAACCAUUACCCGGCAGAUGUGGAACCGAACCUUCCAUGGAGUGACUGGCUCUCUGAAGAUGGAUGAAAAUGGGGACAGGGAGAAUGACUUCUCACUGUGGGACAUGACCGAUACCGAUUCCGGAACAUUCCAGGUGGUGUCUCAUUACAAUGGGACGGUGAAGAGAAUCCUGCCUGUUGCUGGAGUGGAGAUUCACUGGCCUGGGAACAUGGUGCCAAAGGAUGUUCCUCACUGUGGAUUUGAGAAUGAGAAAUCAACCUGCCAGAAAGGAAGAGCUUUUACGAUGCUGGAGGUCCUAUCAAUCGUCGUCAGUCUGAUUCUCCUCAUCAUAACCAUCACCUCGUUCCUGAUCUACAGGAAGUUUAAGCUGGAGAAGGAGCUGGCGAGUGAGCUGUGGCGUAUACGCUGGGAGGACAUUCAACUCAGUAACCUAGAGAAGAACCUGCGGAGUAUGGGCAGCAAGCUGACCCUGUCAUUGCGUGGUUCGAACUAUGGAUCUCUGGUGACAAAUGAAGGGCAGUACCAGGUGUACGCCAAGACAGCAUAUUACAAGGGUAACAUUACGGCUAUUAAACACAUCAACCGGAAGAGGGUGGAGCUGACUCGCACUGUGCUUUUUGAGCUCAAACACAUGAGAGACGUACAAAACGAACAUCUGACCCGCUUCAUAGGAGCCAGCAUCGACCCGCCAAACAUCUGCAUCAUUACAGAGUACUGUCCUCGUGGGAGCUUACAGGACAUUUUGGAAAAUGAGAGCAUUACCCUGGACUGGAUGUUUCGAUACUCGCUGAUCAAUGAUAUUGUCAAGGGAAUGGCAUUCUUGCACAACAGCGUCAUCGGUUGCCAUGGAAACCUCAAAUCCUCCAACUGUGUGGUUGACAGUAGGUUUGUUCUGAAGAUCACUGAUUAUGGGCUGGCCAGCCUCAGAUCAACACUCGAUUCAGAGGACCAGCAUUUGAUGUAUGCAAAGAAACUAUGGACAGCCCCAGAGAUCCUGAGGGUGGAGAAUCCCUCGACAGGGACUCAGAAAGGGGACGUGUACAGCUUCGGGAUCAUCCUGCAAGAGAUAGGACUGCGGAAUGGACCCUUCUACAUUGAGGGCCAAGAUCUCAGCCCCAAAGAAAUUAUUGAAAAGGUGAAGAGUGAUCAGUGGCCGCACUUUCGCCCCAGCACGGGCCUGAGCUGUCAAGUGGAGGAGGUGAGCCUGCUCAUGCAACGAUGCUGGGCUGAAGAUACCCUCGAGAGGCCCGACUUCAACCAGAUCAAGAUCCUCCUCCGCAAGUUGAACAGGGAGAACAGCUCCAACAUUCUGGACAACCUCCUGUCGAGAAUGGAACAGUACGCCAACAACCUGGAGGAGCUGGUGGAGGACCGGACACAGGCUUACCUGGACGAGAAACGGAAAGCUGAGGCGUUGCUCUACCAGAUCCUGCCACACUCUGUGGCUGAGCAGCUGAAGAGAGGGGAGACGGUCCAAGCUGAGGCCUUCGACAGCGUCACGAUCUACUUCAGCGACAUUGUGGGCUUCACAGCCAUGUCUGCAGAGAGUACCCCAAUGCAGGUCGUGACAUUGCUCAAUGAUCUCUAUACCUGUUUUGAUGCCAUUAUUGACAACUUUGAUGUUUACAAGGUUGAGACGAUUGGUGAUGCCUACAUGGUGGUCUCAGGCUUACCCGAGCGUAAUGGGAAACUCCACGCGCGAGAGGUGGCCCGGAUGUCUUUGGCUCUGCUCGAAGCAGUCAAAACGUUCAAAACACGUCAUCGGCCAGACCAACAACUGAGGCUGAGAAUUGGAAUCCACACGGGGCCGGUGUGUGCUGGCGUGGUCGGCUUAAAGAUGCCCCGUUACUGCCUGUUCGGGGACACGGUGAACACGGCCUCUCGCAUGGAGUCCAACGGUGAAGCCCUGAAGAUCCACAUGUCAUCAGCCACGAAGACUGUGCUGGAGGAGUUCAGAUGCUUCGAGCUUGAUUUGCGAGGAGAUAUUGAAAUGAAGGGGAAAGGGAAGAUGAGGACGUACUGGCUGCUGGGUGAGCGCUCUGUCAGCAGUCACGGCUGACCUCCCGCCGUGACCUCACCCGUCCUCCCCACUGCCUCCACUGCCCUCACACAACCCCAUUCCUUCCCCCUCCUGUGUGAUCGGAAGGGGCCAUCUCUCGACCUCCGGGAUAAAGGGGAGUCUUUCUCCAGACUGUGGAAGAGCGCGGCGUUCCGGAUCCUGCUGGUGCUGCCCCAGAGCGGGAGGAGGGGAGAAUCUUACGCUUGAUUCUGUCUCGGUCACCCUCGCCAUCUUCGUCCGUCCGUUGUGACUCUGUGUGUGUUGCUCAGAGACUCGUGACUUUAUAACU
This is a messenger RNA of Carcharodon carcharias (great white shark), 3998 nucleotides long. RefSeq names its product atrial natriuretic peptide receptor 1-like. The transcript is spliced from 22 exons. Gene Ontology annotation, cellular component: membrane. Bases 545 to 3709 code for a protein of 1054 amino acids. The record is from RefSeq and is a predicted model, not a curated record. Gene Ontology annotation, molecular function: guanylate cyclase activity; peptide receptor activity; protein kinase activity. NCBI's taxonomy places the organism in Eukaryota, Metazoa, Chordata, Chondrichthyes, Lamniformes, Lamnidae. Gene Ontology annotation, biological process: cGMP biosynthetic process; receptor guanylyl cyclase signaling pathway; intracellular signal transduction.